UUCUGAAGACUUCGUAACUUUAGUUCAAUAUUUAUAGGAACAAGCUAAAUAACUAAAACGCAUUUGAAUAAUCAGUGUCACUAAUGUCAUAAUUUUAGAAAACAUUUUUGAGUGUUACAACAGUUUGUGUAUACCUAAUUAAAACAAUGAUAUGUCAAUCAACAGUGCUUUUUCAGUGUAAGAAUUUAUAAAUGUGACAAUCUAGAGGUCAUUACAAGCCCCUGUCACUGCGGUGCUAACCCAAUUUAAAGUUAGCAGCAAAACGGCGAGGAUGUGCACCCACGUAUCAGUAUGGAGAUGAAGAAACAUGAGAAGCCCGGCAGCCUGUCGCCAGUGAAGCCGGCGCUCAAGAAGGAGAACGACGACGGCAAGUCCUCGCGGUCCAGCAGCAAGUCAGAGAAGGAACUGAAACUGCCCUCGGAAAAGUCACCAAGCGAUGAUGGUUCAGGAUUAAGAAAGGAGCGACGUCUGUCAAAAGCUAGUGAGAGUUCAAAGGAUACAUUUGACAGACAAGACUCAAGAUCGACAAACCUAUCAAGUCCCAAGGUGUCCAGAAAAUAUUUCACAAACUGGCGUCAAGCAUGUGAUAAAACGAAGGAUAAAACUAAAGAAUUACUCAAACGCUGGCGAACGUUACCGGAGGCUGAGGCUUCGGAGACACAGAUGCAAUCUGCAGAGAGCACGGAGGAAGAAAAACAUCAUGGCUGGAGUGUCCACGUUUGGACCACAUGGGUGAACCGGUGUAGCGAAGACCUAGAAUGUCUGGACUUGGAAGAGGAGCAGCCUCUGGCGCAGCUCUGCUCAGUACAGGCUGAUAAGAUGACACUGUUCUUCACGGAGCUGUUGGACCACGACAGAGAUGAUGUCAUCUGCGAUGACGACUUUGACCAAUUCUUCGAGAGGCUGGCACACUUCGCCGACUGGUCGACCAACUCAUCCGAGUUUCAUAUACUACUAGAAGUGAAGCACGAAUUCAUAGAACAUUUCAUCAACCCGUUGCCUUCUAAAUGGAGCGAACUUCCCUACUACAGACGGGUCUGUGGUCCUGAAGCAAGUGGGAUCAAUAUCCCAGGACGAACCACCCUCGAAGGCUGGCUGGCGAGAUGGGCACUGCACCUUAGCGAAAUGAAGCGGUUUUCUGAUCUACCCCUGUAUUUGCAGUACUUGUGCAAGAUACUGUUCCAUGUCAUCGAUAGAGAAGCCACCGGCGAGAUAACGAAGCAAGCCCUCGCUGCAUUCUACCGUUCAGUAAUCGGUCUCAGCGGAAACAGAGUCGAGGAAAUUAUCGACACGGCUUACAAUAGGAUGACAAGCAACGGUUAUCUUAUCCUCGACUACGGAACUUUCGUCCACUGCUUCACUAACUGGUUGAUGGGAAAAAAUCCUAAUGGUCCUGGUCAGUGGGUGCUCGUUCCUCCGAAGGACUCACUACCACAGCCUCCAUUUCCAGUAGAUUACAGCGCCCUUAAUACAGAACCAGCGAAAUUAGAACCCUAUGCACCAGACAAGAAGACUAACAGACAUUCUGUAAUAGUGUGAAGAAAAGUAUAAUCAGCCCUCGGGAAUAGGGAUGAUCCAUAUUAGAAAAACAUGGAUCUAUAAAUAUCGAUAUAUGAUAAAUAUCAAAUUAGAAAUAUCGAUGUCAGUAAACAUCAAUAUUUCCCUUUGAGUUAUCAUUUUAUUUUCUAAUUAUUGGUCUUGGUAUUUAUACCAAAAGUGUUUUUUUAGACACGUCCAAUUUCUAGGUUCUAAUCUUUUUGUUGAUGUUAGUGAUGUUUUAACAUUGAUAAAUAUCGGACAUGUAUAGGUACUCGGGUAUGCGUUAGCUUGUAACACAAAAAGAAAAUGCGGUUCUGCACAAGAGUCAAUAUACUGCUAAUUUUAGAGUAAGAGUUACCUAUCCCAAUAUAAAUAGAUACUAUUCUUAUAUCUAUUAAGGACGGUUUAGUGAUUACAAUAAUGUUAUUUCUAAUUAUUUCUUUAAGUCGUUAUUUAUUUGUAUUAACUUGAAAAACGUAUGUAGGUACCUACUUGUGAGUCGAUUGCGCUUAUUUUUGAAUGAAACGCUUUACAACUUGUACUUAUCGUGCAAUUCGACCAAAUCUUAUCUCUAUAUAAGUCGUUGUAUAUAGUAGAAGUAAUUAUGCACAACACGGUAAGCAAGAACUGCCUUAAUUAAGCGUAUUCACAUUUCACAACAUAGCCUUAUUUUGUACCUUAAAUUUAAAAAUAAAGUAAU
Messenger RNA from Achroia grisella, 2239 nucleotides. RefSeq lists its product as uncharacterized. Lineage: Eukaryota; Metazoa; Arthropoda; Insecta; Lepidoptera; Pyralidae. The coding region runs from base 292 to 1539 and encodes 415 amino acids. The record is from RefSeq and is a predicted model, not a curated record. The transcript has 8 exons.